UCAAAAUCCAAGACCUUUGGCCUCUUAAAACAAGAAAAAUCAAAACUGAAAACUGGACGACCUGUACAAGGACUUGGGAGACGUAAGAGGAGAAGGCCGACUCUCGCUGGGAGAGGAAUCCCGCAGCAUGUUGACUUCCAAUGCCCUCUGGCCUCUGCUUAUUUGGCUGUCCAUCAGCUGGCUGACCGUGCAAGCAACAGAACCCAGUUGUACUCAUGUUGCUGACUUUGGUAGCUGUCUAGGAAACAAUGCGCUCGACUUCUGCCCCCCUGGAAUCAGUUGUGGGUGCAAAGACCAAAGGCCCUUCUGCAACUGCCCUUCUUACCGAAAAGGUUGGCAAAAUUAUUGGUACCUCGGUCCCAAAUGUGACCAGCUUUGGAGCACUUUGGACCUGAUUAUUGUCAUCGUUGUACCAGCAAUAGCCCUGUCUGCGACCACUGCUGUAGCAGUGCAGUGGGUCAACUACUGCAAAAACAAGGAGGGAAGAAACGCAAAACGACACAGUGCUCCUCCGAGAGAACAUGUCCCUCGAGGACAACCUAACACAGCAUACGUUCCUCAACCAGUUGAUAGACAUGUGCCACAACCACGGGGAAGAAAGGAUGAUGGCGUCGCUCAAAAUGUGAAAUUCCCCAAACUCUCAACCCAAAGCAAUGCUUAUGAACAAGCUGAGUUACCUCUCUUUGGAGGGUUCAGCUAUGCUCCACAUCAGCCGCUGAGAAGAGUUGUUCAAAUGGGAAAUAAUAAUCGUUUACCGGGCCCGCCUCCUCAACGCGGCGGCUAUGUGGGCAACGAUGAGGAUUAUGAGGAAGAAAACCCAUUUACGGCUAUGGCUAUGCAACCAUUUCCGACAUCAGGCUCCUCCGGAUUUCCUCGGGCCGACUACUAUGAGCCAAACCAUUACCCGAACGGGGCAAGAAACCCCUACAGCUUUGUACGCCCUCAGGUUAAAUAUACCUAAAAGCUUGAAAUGAAUACAACCAACGCACAGGAUUUACCAUUUUUACCAUUCUUUGGUGCGGUCGUUUUCCAACUGUUGAUCUUCUCCAACUUUCUUCCUAAACGUGAUUGUAAGGCUACCUAUUCGUACUCUAAAAAACUAGAAUACCCUAGAUAUCCUUGUCUUCGUUAAUAAAAAUAACUAGCAUAAGAUCUUGAACUGUAUGAUAUGGUCAGUAGAGAGCAAGCCUGGGCAAACUUGGGCCCUCCAGGUGUUUUGGACUUCAACUCCCACAAUUCCUAACAGCCUCGGGCCCCUUCCUUUUCCGCUUCAGCUAUUUAAGGAACAGAAACAUUUCCAAAUUUUGUAACACAGUGUUAUUUGGCAAUGUAGACCCAGCCUUUUGUGAUCUUGAUAAAAACAGGA
This is a messenger RNA of Anolis sagrei ordinatus, 1366 nucleotides long. RefSeq lists its product as uncharacterized. The record is from RefSeq and is a predicted model, not a curated record. NCBI's taxonomy places the organism in Eukaryota, Metazoa, Chordata, Lepidosauria, Squamata, Anolidae.